UUUAGUUAUUUAAGCCGUAAUUUCGAUUACUGGUCAUCUCGUGGUAUAAAAGGUCCCAAACCUAUCGUAUUAUUAGGAAAUGUUUGGGAAAUGUUUUUUCGUACUUUUCAUGAAAUUGAAGACAACAGGCUUAAGACAUACGGAAGUAUUUAUGGUACAUAUAUGGGAUCAGAACCACAACUAAUAGUAGCCGAACCAGAAUUAGUGAAGAAUAUUAUGAUCAAAGACUUUAACCUUUUUGUAAAUCGUAACGAUUUAGCAGAUAUUGAUGUAAUACGAGAUCACAUGUUGACAGCCGUUAAAGAUGAUGAGUGGAAACGAUUGCGAUCUAUUGUAAGACUCAUUUACUAUACGAUUAGUUCACAAAUUGUUUCUCCGACAUUCAGUACCGGAAAGAUUCGUAAAAUGUAUGCAUUGGUUGAGCACUGCGUUAAAGGUGUGGACAAAAUGCUGGAAAAGGCGGCGAACGGCGAUCAAGAGAUUGACGUGCGAUCACUGAUGGGUAACUACACUAUGGAUGUGAUCGCCAGCUGUGCCUUCGCUACGAAGACUGACACACAUAACGAUCCGAACAAUCCAUUUGUAGUCAACGCUAAGAAACUGUUUAAUCUAAACAUUUGGAGAUCUUUUGGAUAUAUGACAAUGAAAUCAGUGAUGAAAUUCUUCAAUAUACCAAUAUUAGAGCCGACGACUACUGAAUUCUUUAUCAAAGCUAUCACAGAAAUUGUGAAUCAAAGAAGGAAAGACAAGAGUGGACGCCAUCACGACUUUCUGCAACUUUUGAUUAACGCACAGAAAAAUGUAAACGAUUUAGAAGACACCGACGACCAACUGAUGGACGCGGAGGCGCACCACGGGAUGGAUGACAACAGCAAACUCUUGACUAACAAAUCCAAACUGGAAGUGACAGACCUCGACAUACUGUCUAAUAGUCUUCUUUUCUUUUUGGCCGGUUUUGAGACAACUGGUCAUCUGUUGUCACACAUGAGCUAUUUGUUGGCCAUUAAUCCCGAGUGUCAGAAGAAACUGAUGGAAGAG
Medioppia subpectinata is the source of this 1038-nucleotide messenger RNA. The record is from the annotation of a GenBank genome assembly. NCBI's taxonomy places the organism in Eukaryota, Metazoa, Arthropoda, Arachnida, Sarcoptiformes, Oppiidae.